AUGCACUCAAAUCCCUACUGCUGGCGACGGCUCUAUACCGAUGCGUGCCUAUUCCGGUCGCUCGCAGAUAUGCAGGCUGCCAUAGCGGAUGACGGCGCCCUAGCACUUUCCGCCAUUUCCAGACUUGACAGAACCCUAGUCAUCGCUGGAGCUGCUGGAGAGGGCAGGGCGGAUCUCGUGCAUGCAGUGAUAGCGAAAAUCCAGUCAGUGUGCUUAUCUGCAGCGUCGGAUAGAUUCUUCGACUCGUCAUUCUCCUUCGGUCCCUCGCCUGCGUCUAAUCUUAACAUCCCCUCUUUCGCACGUGAGGUGCCUUGUCUACAGAAUCCACCAUCAAUGGUCGCGUUUCAGCGUAGCUACUUCGGACAGCCGUUCGUUCUUAAAGGUUACAUCUCUGAAUGGCCGGCUUUGAACGAACACCCUUGGCGUUCUCCGGCCUACCUUCGCCAGGUUGCAGGCCCUGGUCGCGUUAUUCCCGUCGAAGUCGGCAAGGACUACCGUGCUAGCGAUUGGACCCAGACGAUUUUAAGAUGGGACGAUUUCCUGGAUGUCCUUGCUUCCUCUCCAGUUGAUGAUCGCCAUUCUGUUCUCUACCUUGCACAACAUAACCUACUGGCACAAUUUCCGCGCCUGCGAGAUGACAUAGUGAUCCCCGACUAUAUAUAUGCGGACAUGCCCGUCCCUGCAGACUAUCCGGAUUACCAUCCUCCAGGCAAUGAAGAACGUCUGAUCUUGAAUGCGUGGUUGGGUCCUAACGGGACCAUAUCCCCUGCGCACACGGAUCCCUACUAUAACCUCUACGCCCAGGUGGUGGGUCGGAAAACAGUAUGGCUGGCACCUCCCCAUGUAACACCUUCCAUGUAUCCCUACGCGCCCUCCAGCGCACCCGAGUCGCUGUCCUCUUGGGGUAGCACGCACAACCCUGCUGCCAACAAUACCGAUCCGUCCUUGAGUAACACCUCUCGGGUGGACGUCUUCUCUAGCGAAGAGGCUCAAAGUCGUGCGGAUUUCCCGCUCUUCUUUGAGAAGGUUGUUCCUGAAGCUAUAGCCGUGACUCUGGAGCCCGGCGACUUACUGUUUUUCCCUCCCGGUUGGUGGCAUGCGAUGAGGGCAGAAGAUGUCAGUUUCUCGGUCUCGAUGUGGUUUUGA
Molecule: messenger RNA, 1146 nt
Organism: Gloeophyllum trabeum ATCC 11539
Lineage: Eukaryota; Fungi; Basidiomycota; Agaricomycetes; Gloeophyllales; Gloeophyllaceae
Product: Clavaminate synthase-like protein
Exons: 3
Coding region: 1-1146 (381 amino acids)
Molecular function (GO): 2-oxoglutarate-dependent dioxygenase activity
Source: RefSeq, a predicted model, not a curated record